Molecule: messenger RNA, 1234 nt
Organism: Rhodamnia argentea
Lineage: Eukaryota; Viridiplantae; Streptophyta; Magnoliopsida; Myrtales; Myrtaceae
Product: thylakoid lumenal protein TL20.3, chloroplastic
Exons: 7
Coding region: 190-1071 (293 amino acids)
Source: RefSeq, a predicted model, not a curated record
UGAUCCGUGCACAAACACGUGGCAUCCAAUCAACACGAAAAAGGAAGCAGUCUCAUGUGUACUGAUCACAGCCAAUCCUUCCUCUAUCCACCCCCAACAGAAUCAAACGGAUGAAAGCCUGAAGGAUCACGAACAACUCACGUGCCCAUUUGUUCAGUUCAGGAUAACGAUCUCUCUCCCCUCUCUACAAUGGCGGCUCUCGGUUCGAUCUCUCUUCUAUCCAUCAAAUCCAUCUCCGUCACUUCUUCCGCUUCUUCUUCUUCUUCUUCUUCUUCUUCGUCGUCAAAUUCAAGAAUUGCCAAGCCUCUGCAACUCGCUUCGAGGUCAUCCGGCGUCGUGUGCGAGAUUGAGUCUCCUGUGAAAGCCUCUUUUCGCGAAUCAAAAACUUGGCGAGCGGUGGCUUCGGCUGCGUUGGCGGCCGCCGUCGUUAGCUUCAGCUCAUCUUUGCCGGCAAGUGCUGAUCUCAACAAGUAUGAAGCGGAGACUCGCGGCGAGUUUGGCAUUGGUUCAGCCGCGCAGUUUGGUUCGGCAGAUCUCAGGAAAGCAGUGCACGUGAAUGAAAAUUUCAGAAGAGCCAAUUUCACAGCUGCUGAUAUGAGGGAAUCUGACUUCACUGGCUCUACAUUUAAUGGCGCCUAUCUUGAGAAAGCGGUCGCUUAUAAGGCAAACUUUACGCGUGCAGAUUUGAGUGACACACUGAUGGAUCGCAUGGUAAAGAUACAAGACUCUUGCUUCAUUGCUAAAUUAAGUGUUCUCAAUGAAGCUAACCUCACCAAUGCAGUGCUAGUAAGAACAGUUCUCACCCGCAGUGACCUUGGAGGUGCCAUUAUUGAUGGUGCUGACUUCAGCGAUGCUGUUCUGGAUCUUUCAACAAAACAGGCUCUUUGCAAGUAUGCAAGUGGCACAAACCCAAUUACAGGGGUGGACACCAGAAAAAGCUUGGGUUGUGGAAACAGCCGUCGCAACGCAUAUGGCAGUCCGUCUUCACCUCUGCUAAGUGCUCCCCCACAGAAAUUGCUUGAUCGAGAUGGCUUCUGUGAUGAUAGCACUGGACUUUGUGAUGCAAAAUAAUUUCGAAAGGUGUUCAUUUUGGAAGUUCUAAUGAAGUUCUUCAUCCUUGUACAUAUGAAAGAGCAUCUAUUAAAUGAAGUACACUGUAUACUGGUCGUGAACAUCGAUGUUGUUGCAUUUGAUUGUAGGCAUCCGUUGAUGCCGAGAUGAGUCAAACAGGAAA